GUGCAUGUAUAUAUUUCCACAUACUUCGUGAAAACACACCGAAUAAAUGCAGAGGAUAUUAUUUUUUUGGUUUGCAUUUUUGUAUACACUUGUUUAAAUUUAGUACCAAAGGAUUUAUUGAAGGAAAAUGAAGGAAAAUAAUACAGUUCAGUCAUGGAAAUGAGUAAAUGCUAACGGAGUGUAUAUAGUAACCUGCAUUACGAGUUCGUCAACGAGAGUUUGAAGAACAUGAAAGUGAUAAUAAGAACGUUGUAAUAUAAAGUUGUAUUUUUUAUCCAUAUUCUAUCAAACGAGACAAUAAUGAGCAUUGUAAAAAAUAAUUGCGAGAUCGGUAAUGGACUGGACGAUCUUGGGAUACCCGGACAAAGUUUCUUAAGAGAUGCUUUGACAAGUUGUACAGACCCAUUGAAAGCAAUCGAAGAGUUUCAAUUAGAAAAUGGUAUUUUAUUGCCAUCGUUAAGGCCUAUGCUACCUCUGCUCGAUCUCCACGGAGUGAAGAGAUUAGACUUCCACGCGUCGGUUCUCGAAGAAUUAAGAGAGAAAUUGAUAAAGAGGAUCAACGAGAUCGGUGCAGAAAGAGCAGACAAAGGAGCAACAGGGGACAGGAGGUUGAAAGAAUUAUUGUCUAAAAGCUUCCCCGCUAUAAGAGUUGCAGCACUGAGGCCAGUUGUUAUGUGUAUCCUGAGAAACACACCCCAUAUAGAAGAUAAAUAUUUAAAAGUACUUGUUAAGGAAAAAGAGCUGUACAAUGAUGCAGACACUGAAGUCAAACGACAAAUUUGGAAAGAUAAUCAAAGUCUGUUUGGAGAUGAAGUUUCCCCACUAUUUAGCAGAUAUAUUAUCGAGAAGGAACAAAUAUUGUUUGACCAUAGGAAUUUAAAUAGUCUCUUUUUUAUGCCUUCUCCGAAGGUGAGGAGACAAGGAGAGGUUGUACAGAAAUUAGCUCAUAUGAUUGGACAUAGUGUAAAGUUAUACGAUAUGGUAUUGCAAUUUUUGAGAACCUUAUUUUUACGUACGAAGAAUAUUCAUUAUUGCACGUUAAGAGCAGAAUUAUUGAUGGCCUUACAUGAUUUAGAAGUACAAGAUAUCAUUUCUGUUGACCCAUGCCACAAAUUCACUUGGUGCCUUGAUGCUUGUAUUAGAGAGAAAAGUGUCGAUAUUAAAAGGUCCCGUGAAUUGCAAGGUUUCUUGGAUAGUAUCAAGAGAGGGCAGGAACAAGUAUUGGGUGAUCUAAGCAUGAUAUUGUGCGAUCCGUAUGCUGUUAAUUUUCUUGCCAGCAGCGCAAUAAAAAUUGCGCUUCAUUUGAUAAACGGCGAAGCACUGCCCAGGGAGAACGCAGUUCUCGUACUAUUACUCAGGAUGCUGGCAUUAGGCUUGUCUGCUUGGCAGAUGAUCGAUUCGCAGGAUUUUAAAGAACCGAAACUGGAUAGUCAAGUAGUGACGAAGUUUUUACCUGCACUUAUGUCUUUAAUGGUAGACGAUCAAAUAAGGCAAUUGAAUUGCAAGCUUCCGCCCGAUGAAAGGGAAAGUGCGAUUGCUAUAAUAGAACAUUCCGGUCCACCUCCGGACGCUUGCCAAGCGUAUGCACAACUUUCGGGAGUCGCUGCAGUUUUAUCUAUGUAUUAUGCGUUGCAUGUAGGAGGUGGUGGCGGAGGAGGAAGAGGAAGAGGCGACGCUCGAGGUUUAAUGAGAGUACUGGCUACUUUACCAAACUGCCAAGCACAACGUGCGUUCGAGGAUCCUUUUCUGCAUACACUGGUGUCCUUAUUAAUAUUAAAUAUGGCUGAUGAAUUUUGUAACGAAUCAUUCUGUACCGUUAUAUUCGACGAGUUUUUCCUCGCCGGUCUAGGCAGGGAUAAUGUCACACGACAUUUACUAAAAUUACUUUGGUACAUACAUCCGAAAUUGCCACCGACUCGGCUACACGCGCUAAUGAAGGCACUUCAGCCAACUAGUCAGCAUAACGAAGCAGUGCAUAAUCUGUACGAGGCUUUACGUGAUAAAAUCGGAAAUAGUUCGGUGGAGGAUCAACUAGCAACCGCGGCUCAAAUGGAUACGUUGGGGCUUGACUGUCCACCUUCUCCUCUUACUGGAGUAUCUACACCAACUUUGUAGAUUCAUUGUUAAAAAGAAUAAUAAUGCAAUAUUUUGUAUUUA
Molecule: messenger RNA, 2157 nt
Organism: Ceratina calcarata
Lineage: Eukaryota; Metazoa; Arthropoda; Insecta; Hymenoptera; Apidae
Gene: NELF-B
Product: negative elongation factor B
Exons: 7
Coding region: 301-2115 (604 amino acids)
Biological process (GO): negative regulation of transcription elongation by RNA polymerase II
Cellular component (GO): NELF complex; nucleus
Source: RefSeq, a predicted model, not a curated record